AUGACUGUGGGUCAGUGUGGGAACUACUGCACCGAUCUGCUGAGGCGGAUUACUCUUAUGGCCGGUGGCCUCCUGACGUUGGCCGAUGCUGCUGGAUCACAAUGUGUCAUGAGGGGUGCCUGCGGAACAGACCCAUUGACAGAAAAGCCCAUGCCUUGUGUCGACAAUGGUCCUCCCAAAGCUGUCAGUGACAAGUCCAUGGAAGUUCUCAAGGGAAUUUGUCCAGAUUUGGUAUCAGGUCAGGGGAAAGAAUUUUGUUGCGACAAUGAUCAGGUUACUGCCCUUGGUACAAAUCUUGAAGUUACGCAAUCGAACAAGACUACCCGGGCAGUGUUAGAGGUCAACUAUUACAUGACACGUCGCUAUGCUUUGGGCGCCUUUUCGUCGUGUUCGGGGCUCGAUUCUGGAACUCUGGGUGCCCUCUGUGGCAGCUAUAGUGACGACUGUGGUCCCGAGACUCUCUUCAUGGGUCUGGGAAUGCACGACGGGCUCCAUUCACCCUUCCAGAUGGAUUUUGUGUUCAGUGACUCUCCCGUUCCCUCGCACAACCACACUUACAAGCCCCUGAAUGCCACCUACAAGAAAUGCUCCGAGCCCGGUGCCCCCGGCGCGGCACCGUGCAGCUGCUCCACGUGCAAGGAGUCCUGCGUCCCAUCGGACUACCCGGAAACGCACAGGUCUUGGAAGAUACUCGGAAUCAGUGGCUUCACCUUGCUGGCAGGCACCGUCUAUGCAAUCUUCUUUGUGGUCGUCGUGACGCUCUAUCUCAUUGCACGUCUCAAGAAUUCCCACACUCCUGGUGGUAGUGUCAACGCAUCUACAACAAAGGCUUACUCAUGA
Rhipicephalus microplus (southern cattle tick) is the source of this 840-nucleotide messenger RNA. Its product is annotated as NPC intracellular cholesterol transporter 1-like. NCBI's taxonomy places the organism in Eukaryota, Metazoa, Arthropoda, Arachnida, Ixodida, Ixodidae. Gene Ontology annotation, molecular function: lipid carrier activity; cholesterol binding. The record is from RefSeq and is a predicted model, not a curated record. Gene Ontology annotation, cellular component: plasma membrane. Gene Ontology annotation, biological process: cholesterol homeostasis; sterol transport; intestinal cholesterol absorption.